This is a messenger RNA of Dreissena polymorpha, 1920 nucleotides long. RefSeq lists its product as uncharacterized. NCBI's taxonomy places the organism in Eukaryota, Metazoa, Mollusca, Bivalvia, Myida, Dreissenidae. Bases 1 to 1119 code for a protein of 372 amino acids. The transcript is spliced from 9 exons. The record is from RefSeq and is a predicted model, not a curated record. Gene Ontology annotation, molecular function: calcium ion binding; cadherin binding. Gene Ontology annotation, biological process: homophilic cell-cell adhesion. Gene Ontology annotation, cellular component: membrane; catenin complex.
AUGCUGACCUGUACCCCGAACGCCACGUGUCCGUUCAUCAUCUCUCCGAAUGGAGAUAUAGUAACGAAUGCGGACCUUCAUUCGUACCCUAACAACUCGUUCCAACUCUCUGUUGUGGCCACAGACAAGUAUAACAAGAAUCCGACAUCGUACACCGUCAUUGUGGAAAUAACUGCGGGCGAAAUUCGCGCCAAGUCCGUGAUAAACUUCGAGAAGGUCAACAAACUCUCGUACGAAGUCAAAACUCACGCCUACGACUGCUACGGCAAUUCUACGACUGAGACGUUGACGCUGCUUAUCAGUGACGUCAACGAGAAACCGAAAUUCACAACAACGACUUGGACUAUCACGAAAAACGACGAAAGCGGGCCCGGAGAGCAGAUUAGCUGUCCGGACUUUAAGAACGACAUCGAGGACGCAGAUGUUGGCGACGUCCACACGUACAAGAUGUCGUGCCCUCGGGGCCGCGGCGUCUUCGUCAUGGAUCCCCUCACUGGCUGCGUAACCAUGACCAAGGAGUGGGACCUGGACGCGGCCAACAAGCGUCUGGGGAUGGAGACUGUUGUGUGCACCGUGACGGCCACCAACCGCCGGGGACUGGAGACCACCGCCACCUUUAACAUAAAGAUCAAGGAAGAGGACGACAACAAACCAUUCCUGUCGCAGACCUCCUACAUGUACUGCGCGACUGUGGGUUCCACUUCCGGUACGCUGGGUCAGGUGACCUCAACCGACAAUGACGUCCUUGACUCGCAUAAGACCAAGAAAUAUGAGUUUGUCGGAAGUGGACCCUUCUACGCAUCUGGGACCGGAAGUCUGACGUACGGAGAUUGGAGCUCUUACGCAAAAGGCACUAAAUUUGAAACCACCCUCAGGGUAACAGAUUCCGCCGGUCACUACGACGAAUCCCCUGUCACCAUUUUCAUCUGCGACCCACCGCCGCCAGCGCCAUCAAAUCCCAACAGCGCCAGUGGUGCAUCGUCGGCGUCGUCAACUUCAGGCGGCAUAGACAACAUCCUGUACUGGCUGAUUCCGGCGCUGCUCCUUCUGGCGCUCAUGGCGGAGCUGGCCGUGUAUCUCAUUCGGCGAUGCAUCCAAGGCGGCCGAUGCGCACCGUAAAGACGAUCCGGCCGCUUCAAGACACAGGAAUGGGCCAGACCCGCGUGAUCACCGCCAGGGAGGUCGACGAGCGUCAGGCGGUCUACCGCAAGCCCCCCCACCCCUUCAGCAUCAACGCCGCCACCACCUCCACCACUGCCACCGACCGAAAAAGGAACAAUCGCUCCGUGCGAGCUUCCUAUCGUCCACUACCACGCACGUGAUGUAGGGAACCUAGGCGCUAUUUACCCGAAGUAUUGAGAUCUAUAAACAGCGAUCUCCGAGACUUUUCGUGAAACUUCGGAAUGUUAUCUCCGGACUACUUUAGAGACGUUUCGUGACUCUUCGGACUAUUACGAGACAAUUCCAUGAUAUUUCGACAAUCUUCGGAAUAUUCUAAAGAAACAUUUUCAAGUCAAUCAAGUAUUUAUUCUAACCAGAUCGUUUUGCGUUUAAUUUCCAAUGUUUACUAAUAUUGUUUUAAUUUCCUGAACGUUUUUUCGAAUAAAAGUAUAGGCAAGAAAUCUUGCUUAAUAUUUGUAAUUGAUAUCAUUACAAAAUAUAAUUUACUUUAUAGGUUUCUUCUUGCUUUAGAUUCGUACGCUUUAAAAUGAUGUUUAUCGAUUUUGUGUCGUUUUACAUGUGUGCAAAAAAAAAAUCCACAAAGAGCUCAUCGUAGUCUUGGCGAAUUAUUACAUAUCGGUAAAACAACACCCUUAAUACAGCAAACCGCUGUAAAAGACUUAUUUUCACUCUCUUACUCACAGAUAAUCGAAUUUGAAAUAAAUGUCAUUUAAUUUUCGAAUAAAGUAAUAAAUAAUA